This is a messenger RNA of Magallana angulata, 3499 nucleotides long. RefSeq names its product limbic system-associated membrane protein-like. The transcript is spliced from 10 exons. The record is from RefSeq and is a predicted model, not a curated record. NCBI's taxonomy places the organism in Eukaryota, Metazoa, Mollusca, Bivalvia, Ostreida, Ostreidae. The coding region runs from base 384 to 1595 and encodes 403 amino acids. Gene Ontology annotation, cellular component: neuron projection.
CAGCAAUAAAAUCUAUAUCGAUUACCUAUCACUGAUUUCGUCUGUUUUGAAAGAAAAGAUUACGGCACCAUUGGACUAGAGAUAUGUAUUAUCCAAUAAGUUGUCUCACGCCCCUUUCAAUCGAUUUUUGAGGAAGUGGCAAUGCCACAUGGAUGAGCUCUCGUUAUCUGCCUGCGAAGUGUUAAAAACAGAGGCAUAUUUGUCAGGCACGUGCUAUAUAUGAAAUCAAGUUGUACAUUCUAGCAUCCGAUCACAUUCAAUUUUUUGGAGUUUAGUAUUCAUAGGAAUCAGACCAAAUUCAUUUCCAAUAACGACAGAUUAAAAGAUUCGAGAGGACAGGACACAAAGAAAUGUAUUUAAUCACAAACAAAUACUAAAACUGGAUGAACAAGAUGCAAAUGACCGUAUUGACUUUUCAUCUGAUUGUUUCCAUUUCUCUUGCUGCUGAUUAUGCUACAUCCAAAGACGACAUCCGCACUUUUGAUGGGUCAGCCGAAAACAUCAGUGCUAUAGCCGGAACUACAGCAAUAUUGCCAUGCUCUGUCGACCUGUCUAACUCAGAUCCGUCAAAGGAGAUAACAUGGAUGAGUCCGAAACACAUACUUAUAUCUAUUGGUGAAAAACGUAUCAUAGACGAUACUCGAAUGUCCAUCAUACGGCCUAGAAUUCCUGACUGGAACCUUCAGAUCCGAGAAUUAGAAUUCUACGACAGGGGAAUGUACAUCUGUUCCUUAAAUACGAAACCAAUGAGUAAAAAGAAUGUUUAUUUGGAAGUUUAUGUAAAACCCACUAUUUCCCACGAAACAAACAACGUUAAGAGGAAUUUGAAAGAGGGAGAAACAGCUAAUCUUACCUGCAAUGCCACUGGCUACCCCGAGCCUACAAUAACUUGGUAUAGAGAAAAAGAAGCAAUAGGACGGCAAGGACCAUACUUAUUGGUACACAACAUCACCCGUUAUUGCAGUGGAACUUACACGUGUCAUGCAUUCAAUGGAGUAGGCCCAGCUGUUUCCAGAGUGUUUUCAAUCAACGUACAUUUUCAACCUGAAGUGCAAGUGCUCAAUAGGGAACAAAAGCAAGACUUAAGAAAAGAAACCAUUAUUCAGUGCGAAAUUUCAGCAUCACCACAGGCUAUUGUGAACUGGAGAAAAGGAGAUCAUAUAUUCACAGCGAACAGCUACCAAAGAAUUACUCCAGAGAUUUACGAAAAGAACAUUUACGUAACUGUCCUUCGUCUUAGAAUUCAAAACCUUACUUGGAGUGAUUUUGGAGAGUACAUAUGCGAAGCAAGUAAUCGUUUAGGCAAAGACCAGGAAAUGAUGCAACUCAUUCCUAUAGAUGGUGUUUAUGGUACACCAGAACCUCCACCAAAAAACAUCAGUCACCCGAAGACUGUGGUUUUCAAUUUUUCAACUGCCUUUAAUGAUGGAGCGAAAAAAAGUUACCAUCGCCAAAAAGCUAGAGUACUUCAAACUCCUACCAGAAUAAUGCAUGAUACACGACGUAAUGCAGCAUCAGUAGAGUGGCAAAAUAGUAAAUACAACCAUCAACAGCCGUACUUGUUUCUAUUUCUUUGGUGUUUAGUAAAUGUAUGAUGUAUCUAACUAUUCAAUUCAGAAUUAAAGGGACCUGGACACGAUUUGAGAUGGAAAAUUUGAUAUUUUAGUUUUUCGAUAUCAAAUGAUUUAUUUGUGUAUUUUGAAAGAUUUACCAACAUUUCAAGGCUAGAAAUUAACUUACAAGCGAGAUACAGAGGAAAGAGGUCGGUAUUAUGUAAACAAAGCUCGAGUCUUAUAAUUGUUUACAAUAUUGUAAAAUAAAAAAAAGAUAUCACUUCUUUGACAAAACUUUAAGAUAAAUCUAGAUAAUUUUAUCAUCAACGAAAAGCAACAUUAGAGUGAAACUUAUACCAAUACAAUGCAUACGUAAACAACAACAAGACUCAAGCUUUGUUUACAAACCAAAGAACCUCUGUAACUCCUUGUAACUCUAUAUUUGACUUUCAAGUUUUGACAAAGCAUUAGAAACAUCCAUAUUAACCAUUAUAGACAAUAAAAUCUAAAGAAAUAAAUUUUGAAAAAAUUUGAGCUCAAAUCGUGUCCAAGCUUAAGUCCUUUCAAAGGUUUUUGAAUUUUAUAUGUGACGUGUCCACGACGUGUAUUGCAAAUAAAAUGAAGACUUGAAUACAUGUGUGUCAAUAAUUAUUUAAUUCAUUCUUAUGUAUCUAUCAUGUAUCGCCUGUUGAUUUAUUUUGCAAUGUCUAUUUCACUAUAAGAGUUUGCAUGUUGCGUACUGGCAUGUUAGUUAAUUUUCUUUUACAACAAUACAUUCCUUUUCCCUAUACAUGAUGAUGAUGAUGAUGAUGAUGAUGAUGAUGAAGAUUUGACAGUUAGCGAUAUAGUCAUUUCAUGCAUAUCUUUCACAAUUUAUGCUAUGAUAUGCGAUUUUAAUGAUUUGCUAUGAGAUUUGUAUGCUAUGCUAUGAGAUUUGUAUGCUAUGCUAUGGGGAAUUGAAAUGAAGAGCUUAAUGAUAUGGUAUGCAUUGCUAUGAUAUGGUAUGCUACGAGAUUUUAACAAAAACGCCUCCAUACACAGAAGAGUUCCACACAUUUUGAAGUAAAAUACUAAGAAACCAAAGUUUACCACAAAUCUAUCAUGUGAACAUUUAUUUUUUAAAAAUAAAACAUUUAAAACCGAGUUAAAUAAUGUUGUAUGCUAUGCAAUGGUAUGCUAUGGUAUGAUAUGACGAAUGAGAUUCAAUGAGAUUGUAUGCUAUGGUAUGAGAUUCCAAUGCUAUGCUAUGAAAUUUCAAUGCUAUGCUAUGAGAUUUCAAUGCUUAUGCUAUGGUGUAUGUUGUAAAAGAUAUGCUUGAACCGACUGUACAUCCACUAUAUAUUUUGCACCUUGAAAUCUUACGCCUUUUUUUAAAAACGUUCGUUGCAGUUUAUAGAGUUUAAAAUUAUGCAUUACAAGUUGUUGUAUAUCUUUAAAUUUCAAUGCAACAGUAAACUGAUAUUUCUCUUAAAAUGAUGAAGACUGUGAAGCUAUUUUUACCAUAGUGUUACCUAGAGUUGCCAAAAAUAUUUUACUUUGAAUUAUCUAGUUAUGUUUUUUUUUUGGUGUGUUAUAUCCUUCUGUUAAACAGUAUCAAUUACUAUGAUCUUAGCCUUUUGUGUAUCUUCUUUUCUCAAAACAUUUUAAUGUUUUAAUGUUGCCUUGUCGCAUAAACGCGAAACUUUUGUGAUAGAACGCGUGCGUUUUGUGAUGCGAAACUUUCGCAAACAAACGCGUAACUUUCACAAAGCGUCGUCGCGUACAGACGCGUAAAUUUCGCUACAAAACAAUUGCGAAUCUUUCACGAAUAAACGCUAAAUUUCAAUAUAAAUAUUUUUGUUUCAAACAAAAACGAUGAAAAAGAAUCAUGAGUAAACAUUAAUACAGCAAUAAUAUAUUUCUUUUACUUCUUUUAAAUUUUUCAGCAUUUCAUAAAAAUAAUCCGA